This is a messenger RNA of Orussus abietinus, 1676 nucleotides long. RefSeq names its product GPI mannosyltransferase 3 (gene PIG-B). The transcript has a single exon. Bases 96 to 1640 code for a protein of 514 amino acids. Gene Ontology annotation, cellular component: endoplasmic reticulum membrane. NCBI's taxonomy places the organism in Eukaryota, Metazoa, Arthropoda, Insecta, Hymenoptera, Orussidae. The record is from RefSeq and is a predicted model, not a curated record. Gene Ontology annotation, molecular function: alpha-1,2-mannosyltransferase activity. Gene Ontology annotation, biological process: GPI anchor biosynthetic process.
UGCGUGCGCAAAGCGAGGUAAAACUCGAGUUCUAUGAAAAUUUGUUUAUCGGUACUUGCUACACAAAGAUUCUUCGAAAUGACAAAGAACAAUAAAUGGUUAAUGUAACGGUUGAGACACUAAAAUCGGGGACACCACGAAGUAUUAUCUACACUAUGGCCUUCACGAGUAGAAUUGGACGGACCUUUUGUUUAUUGGUUGUCUGGAGGUUACUUUCCGUAUUUGUGGUUCAAACUGCACACGUGCCUGAUGAAUACUGGCAAUCGCUGGAGAUAGCUCAUCGCAUGGCAUUUGGAUACGGAUACAUAACGUGGGAGUGGGACACCAAAAUACGGAGUUACAUAUAUCCGUUUCUGAUAGCAAUUUUAUAUAAAAUUCUAGCUUUUCUUUGCAUUGACCAUGCUACCGUUUUGAUAACAGCACCGAGGUUAUUUCAGGCAAUCCUUAGUGCAUAUGCCGAUUAUCGGUUCUAUAUUUGGACCCGCAACAAGUGGGCACUGUUUAAUUUGUGCAUUAAUUGGUAUUGGUAUUACUGUGCAACUCGAACAUUGAUAAACAGUGUGGAGACAGCAUUAACCAUUAUAGCUCUCUCAAUUUUUCCUUGGAGAAGUAGCGAUUCUCAAAGUCUUAAAUUUGUAUGGAUCGUUGGUUUCCUGUGCUUUGCGAGACCUACUGCAGCUGUUAUAUGGAUCCCUUUAUGCUUGUAUCAUUUAUGUGCAAAUUCUCGUAGUAAAAUGAAUACGUUUAUGCGGUACAUUGCAAUCGGUAGCAUGAUACUGUUAAUAUCGAUAUCGAUCGAUACGCUAUGUUACAAAGAAUUUGUGAUAACCCCAUGGGAAUUUUUUCGUGCAAAUGUAUUACACAAAGUUGCUGACUUUUAUGGAAGACAACACAUGCUUUGGUAUAUUAUGUGUGGUAUACCAGUUAUACUCGGUCUGCACAGUUUUACGUUAUUGAUAGCAAUUUGGCAGAUCAUUAAAUAUGGCAUCACUAUGCAUAAAGAUGUAAUGAUGCUGUUAAUAACUUGUUGGACAAUUGGCAUUUAUUCUACUCAGUCUCACAAAGAAUUCCGCUUUCUCCUACCAUUGUUGCCACUAUUCAUUCACCUGAUUGCACGUGGCACGACUCAUGUGAAUUACAAAAUCUCAGAAUAUAAAAGAAAGAUUAUCAUUCUGGUACUCUUAAUAAGUAAUCUGUUGCCUGGCCUUUAUUUCUGUUUCAUUCACCAAAGGGGAUCGUUGGAUUUAAUGAAGAUACUAAGAAAUGAAUUAGGAAACGUCAAUGUUACAGAAACAAAAAUUCUAUAUCUGAUGCCAUGCCAUGCAACGCCUCUUUAUAGUCACUUGCAUGUAAACGUAUCGAUAAAAUUCUUAACAUGUGAACCAAAUUUGAACUCUUUGCAAAAUUACACAGAUGAAACGAGUAUAUUUUUUGAGGAACCAAUGGAUUGGCUCAAUCGCAAUUACAUUGAUGAUAAAGAUGCAACUUUACCUACCUAUAUAAUAAUGUUUGAUGACUUGGUCUCUAAAAUAAUACCAUUUUUAAAUGACUAUAAGCUGAUUGCUAAAAUAUAUUAUACCCACUUCCCACAGAACAACUAUGGGAAAUAUAUAGUACUAUACAAGAAAAAAAAUCAGUGAAUAAUUGCAUAAUAAUUCUGCAGUGAUGUCAUUAUC